Eleginops maclovinus (Patagonian blennie) is the source of this 1317-nucleotide messenger RNA. RefSeq names its product androgen-dependent TFPI-regulating protein. The coding region runs from base 203 to 868 and encodes 221 amino acids. Lineage: Eukaryota; Metazoa; Chordata; Actinopteri; Perciformes; Eleginopidae. The record is from RefSeq and is a predicted model, not a curated record. The transcript has 5 exons. Gene Ontology annotation, cellular component: endomembrane system; membrane.
AUUAGAAACAGAGGGCCUCUUGUCUCCGCUGCUUACAAAGGUCUUGAUAAGCUUGAGCUGCAUUUCACUAAUCUUUAAAGAACUUUAAAUUUGCUGCCCAGAGCAACUACAGUUUGGGAUAACUUGUGCUUUAAAGACAAGUCAUUUUGUCAGUGUCUAAUUUAUUCUUGUUGCUUGUCAGUGUUCAGUUUAAUUUUAUAUUAUGAUGACUUUAGCUAUAAGGAGAGUUUACCACAUUGCAGCAUUCAGCUGGUAUGCUUUUGUUGUGAAGAUUCUCGCUGCUAAGGAUGGGGAGCAGUUACCACCAGGGAUCUUUGUGUACGGAGGACCUUGGAAGUACCUUACUUUUUUGAAUUUGUUAUUACAAAUGUUAUUCUUUGGACUGGCGGCACUGAGCGAUCUACAAGCUGGUAAAAAGUCAGAGAGUACUCUGAACAGAUGUAAAGACUUUCUCUUCUCUGUCUUUGCCUUCCCUGUUGGCAUGUUUGUUGUUAUACUUUUCUGGGCGAUCUUUGCCUAUGACAGAGAAUUAGUCUACCCAGCAACUAUUGACACUUUCUUUCCCCCCUGGAUAAACCACGCUAUGCACACACUUGUCCUUCCUUUUUUACUUGGAGAAGUGGUGGUGCAGCCUCACAUCUACCCGCAGACAAAGCAUGCACUCCAAGCAUUAGGAGGUGUGGGUGCGGCAUACUUAUUUUGGAUUAUAUGGGUGUAUUUGUCAGUGGGGAUUUGGGUGUAUCCCCUUCUCGCACACUUCAGCACACCUGGCUUGGGGGGCUUCUUCUUUUUCAACAUGUCUGUGGUGGCGUUGCUCUACAUGCUCGGAAACAAGCUCAACAGCCAGUUCUGGAGUAAGACACAUUAAGUUUAUAAAUGGACAAAAACAGAGGUCUACAUGUUCAUUUGUGUCUAAUCUCUCCCAUUUGUCUCCUUCAUUCUAGGUAAGGACGUGACCAGUCGUGGACAAUAACUAAGCCCAUUUAAUCAAGUUCUGUUCUUAAGUUCAAUUUUGUCAUACAUCCACAUCCUGCUACUUUUUAAUUCUCAGCUGAAAAUAUUGCACUUUUUACUCAACAACAUAUAUUUUAUAACCUCAGUUAUUUUGAAGAUUCAGACUAACAAUACAAAAUAUAAUCAACAAAAAUGUAUCAUGUAUUACUUUAACUUAAUUGUACCCUUCACAAAAGCUACCAGGCAGUAUAUAUGUACUUCAAAAAUAAGCCCCUUCUUAAGUAGCCGCAACAUCAAAGUGAUGAACACAUUGUGUAUCAAAAACGAUAUUUCAAUAAAAAAGUAUAUACUAAUACUAAAUGA